Molecule: messenger RNA, 5663 nt
Organism: Rhea pennata
Lineage: Eukaryota; Metazoa; Chordata; Aves; Rheiformes; Rheidae
Gene: EDIL3
Product: EGF like repeats and discoidin domains 3
Exons: 11
Coding region: 177-1619 (480 amino acids)
Cellular component (GO): plasma membrane
Molecular function (GO): calcium ion binding; signaling receptor activity
Source: RefSeq, a predicted model, not a curated record
CCUGUUCCGGGAUCCCGCCCGCUCCGCCGCCGCCGCCGCUGCUAGGGAGGAGCCGCGCGGGCCGAGGGCGGAGGCAGCCCGCGGAGGGGCGCUUGGCCGCUGCGCGGAGGCAUCGCCGCCGCCCCCCUCUCGGCGGAGCCGGCGGGCGGCGCGGGCUGCCCCGCGGCGGGAGGACCAUGAGCCGCGCGGUGCUGGCCUGGCUGGUGCUCUGCGGGGGCCUGGCGGCGCCGCGCCGCGCCCGAGGGGAUGUGUGUGACUCCAAUCCAUGUGAAAAUGGUGGCAUCUGUCUGUCAGGGUUAAAUGAUGACUUCUAUUCGUGCGAGUGUCCCGAAGGCUUCACAGACCCCAAUUGUUCUAGUGUUGUGGAGGUUGCCUCAGAUGAAGAGGAACCAACUUCAGCAGGACCCUGCCUUCCUAAUCCAUGUCACAAUGGUGGGAUGUGUGAAAUUAGUGAAGCAUAUCGAGGUGACACAUUCAUAGGAUAUAUUUGCAAAUGUCCAGAGGGAUUUAAUGGGAUUCACUGCCAGCACAAUGUAAAUGAAUGUGAAGCUGAACCUUGCAAGAAUGGUGGAAUUUGUACAGAUCUUGUUGCCAACUAUUCCUGUGAAUGUCCAGGUGAAUUUAUGGGAAGAAACUGCCAACACAGAUGCUCUGGCCCUCUAGGAAUAGAAGGAGGAAUUGUGUCAAACCAACAAAUUACUGCGUCAUCCACUCAUCGAGCUCUUUUUGGACUCCAGAAAUGGUAUCCAUACUAUGCACGACUUAAUAAGAAGGGUCUUGUAAAUGCUUGGACUGCUGCAGAAAAUGACAGAUGGCCAUGGAUUCAGAUAAACCUACAGAGGAAGAUGAGAGUUACUGGAGUAAUAACCCAAGGUGCCAAGAGAAUUGGAAGUCCAGAAUAUAUAAAAUCUUACAAAAUUGCGUAUAGUAAUGAUGGGAAGUCAUGGUCAAUGUACAAAGUAAAAGGCACAAAUGAAGAUAUGGUGUUCCGAGGAAACGUAGACAACAACACUCCGUAUGCCAACUCCUUCACACCACCAAUAAAGUCACAGUACAUACGGCUGUAUCCGCAGGUUUGCAGAAGGCACUGUACGUUGAGAAUGGAGCUUCUUGGCUGUGAGUUAUCAGGUUGCUCGGAACCCCUGGGGAUGAAAUCGGGACAUAUACAGGACUUUCAGAUUACUGCCUCCAGUGUUUUCCGAACGCUCAACAUGGACAUGUUUACUUGGGAACCUAGGAAAGCCCGGCUCGACAAGCAAGGCAAAGUUAAUGCCUGGACCUCUGGCCACAAUGACCAAUCACAGUGGUUGCAGGUUGACCUGCUUGUCCCUACAAAAGUCACUGGCAUAAUUACUCAAGGAGCUAAAGAUUUUGGUCACGUCCAGUUUGUGGGGUCCUACAAGCUUGCUUACAGUAAUGAUGGGGAGCACUGGAUCAUAUACCAGGAUGAAAAACAGAAGAAGGAUAAGGUGUUCCAGGGAAAUUUUGACAAUGACACACACCGAAAGAACGUCAUUGACCCUCCAAUCUACGCUCGGCACAUAAGGAUCCUCCCAUGGUCGUGGUAUGGCAGGAUCACCUUACGGUCAGAGCUUUUGGGCUGUACAGAGGAGGACUGACAUGGAUCUUCGUUAGGCAUCGCAACUCUCUAUAUCCCUAGAAGUCUCUCCAUAGAAGAAACUGUGCAAAACGUGUAGGAAGCUGAAUGGUUUUUCAUGAACAAGUGCUCACUUUAUGGUAGGCAGCUAACUGUCUUUUGCGAAGAGGUCUAAGCCUGCCCUUUAAAUGAUCCAAUCCAAUUUUGUCCUUUAAAUCUGUUACAGUGUUGUCCCUUUACUGUGGAAUUAUCUUAUUUAUUAUAGUUUUCUUUCAAGUUGUUCACACUGGUUGAAAUGUGUUAGGGAAAAACAGCAGCAUCCUUUUUACAAGGAAAGAGAAAUAGCAUGACAAAGCUCAUUUACAGCUUUAGUAACACAGGGCCGACAAGUUCUCCAUAAAUCAUACUGUCAUCUUACUUGCAAAAAGUGAUACUGCAGCUUUUAGCAAUAAGUUUUCUCUGGGAUGACUGCAUUAUAGUAAUUGUUUCCCUUGUGCCUAUCAAACACUGUCAGUAUGACAUAUAUUUUGGAAGGUACUCUGUAGUACUAUAAAAAUACUGUACCUGUGAUAUUACAAGCUACUUUCAUUACAUUUGUCUAAACUGCAGAGUCCAUGCAACUAAGAGUUUUCCUAAGUAAUUCCACUUUCCUUCUCUAUUUUGCAUGCUGUGGACAUAAUCUCCAUUUUUUCUGUUUAGUAUCACUGUUACUUUCUUUGAAAGAGGUGACCUGUUUGCAUAUGGAACAAAAUCUGCUAUCAGUAUAUUAUGAAGUUAAUGAAUUUGUCAAAGUUUAUUAAUUCUGCUUGAGAUGCUUUUUUAUUUUUUUUUUCAGAGAGGCUGAGGUUAGACUCCAGGGUACUUGCGGUAUCUCAUCUUAAGUACUCACAUGGAUGCAGGCACACAGUGUAGCAUAAAUCUCAAGCCCGUUUUGUGCCUUGCCCAGGAGUGAGCUCACAACCCUAGAUGGAGCUGCCUGCCUGAUUACUUUGGUCAGAAGCCUCCUUCGUUUCUGCGAGGAGGAAGCUGUGGGAUGAAGGAAUUAGGUGCUAAAAGAUACAUGGAAGGAAUGACUCCCUUACUCCCAGGAGACCAUCCUGUUUGGCUCUUUUUGUAAUGCCUGUCACAGAGUUCCUCCCAAACCUGAAUGCAGCAGAGGUUGUAGGAGUCCAUAAAAGCUGGGCUCUUGGGAUGUGCUCCUGACCAUGUCUUUUCAGACGUACGUCUCUGAGCCAUGUGGAGGCUGAUUUUUAUCUUCUUAGCUACAGAAAUACUUCAUGUAUGCUACAUUUAACAAGACAGUAAGUCAGCUGUGAGCCAAUUCUAAGGUAUCAAAAGUAGGUUUAAAAGGAAAAAAAAUGCAGAACAGUAGGGGGGACAUGAAAUACAUCAGGGCUGUAGUAGUUAGCAAUCUCAUCGACGCUGCUGUGCAGUAGGCGGGAGCAGAAGGCAGUGGCCCCGGCUACCCCUUGCUGCAGUAUCGGGAAGUAAAACAGCUUCCAGGCUCACUGGCAGGUAACUCGCCCCCGAGCUGCUGCUCCUUGAAGCAGCCUCCAGGACGGUGCAGUUUAGAGGGUCUCGACUGUAAUGUGGGACUCAGGAAAGUUUGUUGCAGUCACAGUUCUGGGGCUUAGUUGUCAGGCAGUCUUGGGCAAGUCACUUCUUUGUGCCUUAGUGUCCCUGUGAGAAGGGGGAUGAUGAUACCCGGCUUUGUAAAGCACCUGGAGUUCCUGGGAGUAAGCGCUAUGUGAAUGCCAGGUUUUGUUACUGUAGCACCUGAAUCUUAAAAAUUCGUAGAGCAAGCACUUAGGGGCUGUUUUAUUUAUCUGAGGUAAUGGCAUGAAAUACUAUUAUUGUCACUAUUUUAAUUUCAUAACAUGCUUAUGUAGAUAUAGAGGGCUGCAUGUUUUAACAAAUGUUACUGAAUUUUUUUGUUGCCACCUGUUACGUUCCCACUGAAACUAAAAUACUGAACCUGGGCCCUGUUUCCCACAUAAACAAGCUGGCCCACAAUAUGCAAAGGGCAAAGUUUACUUUGGAAACAAAAUAGCUUGGAUUUCAAAACCUGCAUUUAAUCUCACAUUCUCCACCGUAGACGAAAUAUAGUCCAUGUUACUGUGAAAGACCCCAGAAUAGCAGCCAGGAAUUUUCCAAACAAGAAUUUGGGAAUGAUUUGUGGAGGUUUUCUGAUAGUGUCACUUAAAUUGUUGCAUUUUAAAACACAAAACAUCCUGCCUCUAUAAAAUGACUUAAUCCUUAAACUGUAUUUAUUUUAUAAGGCUUAGACAUUUAAAGACAUAAGACUUUUAAGGAAGAGUCUUAUAAAGGUAAAAGGUAAAAGUAUGUGUAAGAAAUGUUGAGGUCCUGUGCAACACUGCUAGGUUUGUUUUUUUUAUUUUUUAUUUUGUGCCGCAUAACAAAAGCCACUAGACUGUUACUGUCUUGUCUGUAACUGUGUUAACAGCAUUCCUUAAUGAUGUAUAUAUGAAGUGGUCUUCAAGCAUAGUGAGCAAUUUUAAAGGGAAAGUCAAUCAUGAUGGUAUUUUUGAAGAGCAAAAAAUUUCUGAAUAAUGGAGGACAGAUAUAUUCCUAAAUUAUUUACUGCCCAUGUUUUGCACUUUAGGCUCUUCCAAAAAAAAAAAAAAAAAGAAAAAGAAAAAAAAGAAAGAAAGAAAGGUAGUAAUAUUAAAUAUUAAUAUUUUUAGAGGAGCACAUAAUAUUUAAAGGGGUCCAAAACCAUUUUCCUGCUUUGGGAAAACAAUUGACUGUGAAUUUAAUUAAAGAUUUGAGUAAUUGCACAUAAGUAUUUAACUACUUGCCUGUGUACCCCAAAGAUGGAAGGCCAUUUUUGAAAAUUAAGCCCCCUAGUUCCACAAUUUAUUCUUAUGUUGUUUUCUAAUAUUUGUUCUGUGUUCCUAAGUGAUUUUUUUCAUGUUUAUUCAUCCUUUGCAACUCCAGUUUUGAUUUUUCUUAAUCUUUUGGUUUAGUAAUUUAGUUAUGUUACCUGUAGUCAAUGUAGAAUGUAGUCAUUUUAUUUUGUAAUAAUUUAGAGUUGAAUAUUUUCAUCUUUUUGUUCUUAGUCAGCUUUCAUUUGUCAGCAUUCUUCAGAAUCUGAAAACAAAGCUCCGUACAUUGUGGUGUGCUCUGUAAUGAUUUCUAAAGGAAUCAUGGAUACAUUGCCUUUACAUUUUUGGCUGAUGUGCUGGGGCUUCUUCUAAUGAUAUAAUUCAUUCCUUCGUUAACAAAAAGCUUUCUUUAGAUGGCAUUGUGCAGCCAUGGUACCAAAUUCUGCUUCUAGUGUCAGCUGUAUCAAUCUGAAAUAACUCUUGAUUUCUAUAGAAUUAUUUCAAAUUUAACACAACAGAUGAGAGUCAGAUGUCGCCUAUAGUUAAGAUUAUUUCCUUUAAUUUUAUUUUCCUCUUUGCCUGAAAAACAUUAAGUUACAAAUUCUAAACUAAAACUACUGUAUUCUCCUGAUGAAAGCAAGUGCCAUUCCAAACAUAGGAAGAGUUCUCCCUUUAAGAGAGGAUGGAAAAACAUCCUGAAAUAAUCGUCAAUUUUUGUGUUAAUUAUUACAAUGACAUUGAACAAGAGUGAAAAUGUUCUCCUAAUUAAAUUUCACCUUGAACCAGUUAAGUAUUUGUAGGCAGACUUCACCUUUCUAUAGCUCUAUAAUGUACUACUUUUAUAGCCUAAGAAAUAAAGCAAAGGCACAAGGCUUACUUUUAUCUGUGUUCUAUUAAGGGCUUACCACAUUAACUGGUUCUGAUUUUGAGGUUGACUUUCUCUUUUGGAAUGACUGCAUACAAAUUAAUGUGAGUUUUGAAGACUAAGGAUACUAAAUGAGUGUAUCUUUGCUAUACAACAAAUAUGAACUAUAAUAUUCAGUGCUGGCUUCUGAUGUGUCAGUAAGUACAGAAGUAUCUCAGACACAAUGACCUUUGCAACCUUUCAAGCUGUGUAAUAUUCAAAUGGUUUUGUAUAUACUUAAAUCAUGUAGAAUGAUGUAAAACCAGUAUGACCUUGUCUAGUCUUCAAACUUAACAAUAAAACUUUUGAAAAAUGA